Molecule: messenger RNA, 396 nt
Organism: Cryptosporidium muris RN66
Lineage: Eukaryota; Apicomplexa; Conoidasida; Eucoccidiorida; Cryptosporidiidae
Product: histone H2B, putative
Exons: 1
Coding region: 1-396 (131 amino acids)
Biological process (GO): nucleosome assembly
Cellular component (GO): nucleosome
Molecular function (GO): DNA binding; protein heterodimerization activity; structural constituent of chromatin
Source: RefSeq, a predicted model, not a curated record
AUGUCUGGAAAAGGUGGAAAAGCCGUGAAAGGUCCUGCUCAGAAGCAACAAGCAGCAAAGAAAACAGCUGGUAAGUCGCCUGCUGAUGGAGGAAAGAGGAAACGUCGGAAGAGAACGGAAUCUUUUGCUUUGUAUAUAUACAAAGUUCUGAAACAAGUACACCCUGAGACAGGAAUAAGCAAGAAAAGCAUGAGCAUUAUGAAUUCAUUUAUUAAUGAUGUCUUUGAUAGGCUUUCAGCCGAAGCAGUGAAAUUGGUUCAAUACAACAAAAAGAGAACUUUAUCUAGUAGAGAAGUCCAAACUUCUGUACGUUUAAUGCUACCUGGUGAGCUCUCUAAACAUGCUGUUUCUGAGGGCACUAAAGCAGUAACUAAGUAUACCUCUGCCUCUGCUUAA